AUGACCGACCCUGAGAGGGCAGCCGGAACCUCCGCCAGCCCCCCCGGAACCUCAGCCGGAGGCCCGCCUGGGGGGGACAGAGGCCCGCCGUGGGGGGGCGGAGGCCUCCCGGGGCGGCCCAGGGCUCUGUGCUCCACCCAGCCCGGAAGGCUGCCAUCGCUCAGAACCAGAGACCUGACGCUGGGGGGGGCCCUAAAGAAGCCCAAGAAAUCCUUCGAGCCGAAUGUCCAUGCUGAGAGGAAAAGUAAAGACGAGUUAAAGGAAGAGAUCCCGGUGGCUCCUAAAAAGGAGAAGAAACAGAGGGAUGAAUGGAAAAGAGAGAACAGAACCAGGAGGAAGGAGAGGCCAAAGGUCAUCCAGUCCCACUCCAUCUUUGAGCAGGCCCCUGCUGACUCAGAGCUCAAAGCAGGUUGGCCUGGAGCCAAAGGACUGUACGGCCUGACCUCCUCUCCCGUCUGCAGACCGGUCAAGGAGGAGCGGAGGGAGUGGAAGAAGGAUGAAGACCUGCUGCUCAGCAAGCUGCAGCGGGACGACUUCCUGGAUGAUCCAGAUCUGAGGAGUGACGCCCGGUUUAAGCCCAUCCAGCUACCUCUGAGCCAGUCCAGUGGUUUCCCCGACACCCAGACCCCGUCGGCCACAACAAGUGGACAGAGCCCCCGCCCGUCCAGGUCCUGUGGGGGCCAGCGGGCUCCAGAGCUGGUGAGGCUGCUGCAGGAGCUCCGGCUGUCCGGGGGGGAGGAGCUCUUCUUCAUCCAGCUUCCGGACUGCAUGCCGGGCCCAGGGUCCGGACCGGGGUCUGGACUCUGGGGGGAGCCUGGGCCCGGAUCUGCAUCGGAGAAACUCGGCAAGAAGAAAGGAAAGUUUUCAGAUAAAAGCAGCACACGGCUCCAGACACCGGAGGCUGUGGUGGAGGGGGCCGGCCUGGGGCUGUCUCAGUUCCCUGAGGGGCGUCUGGGGAAACUUCAGAUCAGGAAGUCCGGAAAGAUGGAGCUGAAGCUGGGGGACAUCGUCAUGGAUGUCUCAGAGGGAGCUGCUUUCUCCUUCCUGCAGCAACUGGUGUCUGUCCACCUGUCAGAUGGCCGGACUGGAAGCAUGAUGGUGCUGGGAAACGUCCAUCACAAGCUGGUUUUAUCGCCAGACUUCCAGGUGUUACUGAGCCAAGCUGCCACGCAGGAGCCCAAGGGCCCGUGA
This is a messenger RNA of Menidia menidia (Atlantic silverside), 1191 nucleotides long. The record is from the annotation of a GenBank genome assembly. Lineage: Eukaryota; Metazoa; Chordata; Actinopteri; Atheriniformes; Atherinopsidae.